This is a messenger RNA of Vicia villosa (hairy vetch), 835 nucleotides long. Its product is annotated as glycine-rich RNA-binding protein 4, mitochondrial-like. The transcript has 5 exons. The coding region runs from base 186 to 629 and encodes 147 amino acids. Lineage: Eukaryota; Viridiplantae; Streptophyta; Magnoliopsida; Fabales; Fabaceae. Gene Ontology annotation, molecular function: RNA binding. The record is from RefSeq and is a predicted model, not a curated record.
UUGCAAUUUAUAAACGUACACUCACCCGCAGAGGAUCUGACCUCCCGAAACCACUUGCACUAUAAAACCGAAGAUAUUUCCAAGCUGAAAUCAUUUUCAAGUGUGAGUGAGAUUUUCUGCUUAAACCCUAGCCGCUUCACUCAUUUCUCAGUAACUUUGAAGGCUUAACUCAGUCUUCAAUCAAAAUGGCUUUCUGCAACAAGCUUGGAAACCUCUUGAGACAGGGUGCUACUCAGAGCAGCCAUGCUCCUGUUUCAUCCAUGCUUAACUAUCUUCGUCACAUGUCUUCAAGCAAGCUCUUCAUUGGAGGCCUUUCAUAUGGAGUUGAUGACCAGUCUCUUAAGGAUGCAUUUCAAAGCUAUGGGGAGGUCAUCGAGGCAAGAGUUAUCACCGAUAGAGACACUGGAAGAUCGAGGGGAUUUGGAUUUGUUAACUUCACCAGUGAUGAGUCUGCAACUUCAGCACUCUCUGCUAUGGACGGGCAGGAUUUGAACGGCAGAAACAUUCGUGUGUCCUAUGCUAAUGACAGACCUUCUGCACCUCGUGGUGGCGGCGGUGGUUAUGGCGGCGGCUAUGGGGACGGUGGUUUUUCAAACCGUGGUGGCGGUGGAGGAGGUGGCGGUUGGUGAUGCAUCUUCUCAAUUGAUGUGUUUUCUGGUUAUAUUGAGUUCUUGUGUCUAAAAUUUCUAUGAACUUGUUACAAUCCAAGUGGAAAAUCACUAAUUAGUAAAAUGUUAUGGAUUUUUUUUUUCAAAUUUUGGUGGUUAUGUUUUUCUAGGUUCAAUGUGUUUUAACUCCUAAAAUAAUAUAGUACAAUAUGAUGUGGUUUUCUAUA